UGUUGCGACAGCUGUUUCAAAAAUUUGCUUUGCUGUGUCCUAGUGCACUUCCCUGAAGUAUUCGACACCGGCUUGUGUAUGUUUUAUCAGUGCUGAACAGGACUGGAAAUUAGACGUCGCGCUUCUGAGGGCCUGGCUUUCGGCCACUGACGUCCACGUGUAUUAAAUGUCGAAAAUGGUGAAUUCAUAGGUUAUUUAUAAACCGAAAGCCUCAUCGAACAGCAUCUCUCAAGUGAAGGAAGCAGCCAUGGGAGGCAGGCAUCAAGACACCGACAUGUCGGUAGCGGCGGCCUAUGCAGCGGGAGGAACAUUUGAAGCCCCCAUCAGGCCUUCCAGAGCGCCUCACCAGCCGAGGGCGCGCUCAGCACGGGUUCCCAUGCACGAGGAGGAUUAUGAAGACCUGCCCUCAGUAGAUGAUCUGGCUGUAGCGGCUCGGGCCGCAGCAGGGGCACCAGAUCCUGUCGGCCCAGUGCUCCGGCAGGCGCUGGGGGAGGAAGUAGAGGAGGAGGAUGAGCUCCUGGAGCCACACGCAGAGGCACUUGUGACCAGCAAUAUCGACAGUCCUAUGGAGGAAGCAGAGACACAUGGGGAGACCCUUGAUCAUGCUGACAGAGGGGAUGAGGCAGACAAUGAAGAUGAUGAGGCAGCAUCCAGCUCCGAUGAGUCCAUGUCGGAGUCAAGCGAGGAGACCUCAUCGGAAUCAGACUCCAGCGAUGACGAAGAUAAUGCAGUCAUGGCACUGACCAGUGAUGCUCCCAGCCUUCGAAUCCAGCUCAAGGUUGGCGAGGAUGAGACAGUGAAGCUGGUGGUCAAGCGGGACGCCUAUAACCCUGAGGAGCUGCGAGCAGAGAUUGACCGGAUGGAGCGAGAUGGCCCAGACCCAAAUGCAGAGGAAGAGGAGGAAAUUGAGGCUGCCAAGCGGGAGGAGGCGGCUACCUUGCCUCAAGUGGAGCCCUUGGACGUGCAGAUUAGCCCAGAGGACACGCUGCUUCCAGUGGGGCUUGUGUCCGCGAUUAUUGGGUCCAUCAUUGUGGUCCAGGCACCAGAGAACGGGCGUGCAGUCACAGAGGGCAGCGUGCUGUGCUUGAGCAACAGGGAGCCCAUAGGCAAAGUGGAGGAGGUUUUUGGACCGGUCAUGCAGCCGCUGUACAGCCUGCGCUAUGCAUGCGGGCCCACGCCGCCCGCCGAGCUGGCCGUGGGCGCGGAGAUGUGCUCCGUGGAGAGGCUGACGCAGUACGUGCUACCAGAGGAGCUCUAUGUUAAGGGGUACGAUGCCGGUGAGGCGGAGGCCGUGAGCGAAGCGGACGCGGAAGAGUACGAGUUCUCGGACGAUGAGAAGGAGGCGGCAUGGCGGCGGGAGCAGAAGGCGCUGCAGCCGGCCAAGCGCAAGGCGCAGGACGCCCCUCGCGGCCGCAGCGGGGCACGCGGCGGCCGCCACAAUGGGCGCCACAGCACCGGCAGCGCCGACCCCGGAACAGGAGGCCGGCGGUCCGGGCGGGGCAGAGGCAGGGGCGGCGGCUACUCUGAGGGAGGUCAUAGGCAAGCCCCCCAGCAGAACCACCAGGCUGCUCAGCCAAUGCAAGGCUAUGCAGGGCCGGGGCCCGGGAGCUUCAUGCCAGGCUAUGCUCCGUACGGGCCACCCGGCUAUGGACCGCCGCAGAGUGCGGGCCCAGCCUACGCCCCACACCAGCAGAGUUAUGCCCCAGCGCAGCCAGGCGCCUAUGGCAAUUUUGAGUACGCCGCGCAGUAUGGCAGCUUUCCAGACCAGUAUGGUCAGCAAGCAUACGGCGGCAACAAUCAGUACCAGGCACAGCUGUCAUACAUGCCUCAGCAAGCACAGUAUGGGCCGCCGCGGCCGCUAGGCAUGCAGGGUGCAGCGUCAGCGACAGAUGCAUACAUAGGAGGCGGGCAGAGCUCUGGGAGGGGCAGAAGGGAGCACCUGCAGCGGGUUGGACAAGGCAAGCGUUCCCAGUAG
Messenger RNA from Coccomyxa subellipsoidea C-169, 1975 nucleotides. Its product is annotated as NAF1-domain-containing protein. NCBI's taxonomy places the organism in Eukaryota, Viridiplantae, Chlorophyta, Trebouxiophyceae, Coccomyxaceae. The record is from RefSeq and is a predicted model, not a curated record. Gene Ontology annotation, biological process: box H/ACA snoRNP assembly; ribosome biogenesis; pseudouridine synthesis. Gene Ontology annotation, molecular function: RNA binding. The transcript is spliced from 9 exons. Bases 248 to 1975 code for a protein of 575 amino acids. Gene Ontology annotation, cellular component: sno(s)RNA-containing ribonucleoprotein complex.